Molecule: messenger RNA, 274 nt
Organism: Penaeus vannamei (Pacific white shrimp)
Lineage: Eukaryota; Metazoa; Arthropoda; Malacostraca; Decapoda; Penaeidae
Source: RefSeq, a predicted model, not a curated record
GAGUGGAUGCGCAGAACGGGCUGAGUUGUCUGCGCGGGGCGAGAGGCGUAACGUGGUUUUACUAGGCGAACUCCAUUUGUUUACCUUUUUUGAUAAAUUUGACCCGUGAAGGAUGGGGAACAGGGACGACGAGUAUGACUAUUUAUUCAAAGUUGUGUUAAUUGGAGAUUCGGGUGUUGGUAAAAGUAACCUAUUAUCCCGGUUCACAAGGAAUGAAUUCAAUCUGGAAUCCAAAUCCACCAUUGGUGUUGAGUUUGCAACACGUAGCAUAGAG